This is a messenger RNA of Mesocricetus auratus (golden hamster), 378 nucleotides long. Its product is annotated as ankyrin repeat domain-containing protein 26-like. The transcript is spliced from 3 exons. The annotation marks the transcript as partial. The record is from RefSeq and is a predicted model, not a curated record. Lineage: Eukaryota; Metazoa; Chordata; Mammalia; Rodentia; Cricetidae.
GUCUGUGAUGAAAACUUCUAAAGCUAAGACCAAGGUCAAAAAAGUAAGUAAUAAGUUUGACCCUAAUAAAUUUGUGCCACAUGAAAGAAACUCAGAGGACUGUGAGAUCUUCAGCUUUGACAAGAUCUUGUCACUGAUAGAAGACGUCAUGAGGCAGAGCAAAGAUUCUAGCAGCCUCAUGAGGAUCUGGAAUGCAGUUCAUUCAUAUCAGAAAUCACUGGAGCAUAAAACACAUGCUUUUGACAAACUUCAUGAAAAAUAUGAAGAUUUAAAAAUUAAUCUCAGGGAUACUCAAAAGACGGCGUCAGAAACAGUCAAAGAAAAGUUAAAAGUAGAUACGGAAAACACUAUAUUGAAAGAAGAAAUGCACAAUCUGAG